Malaclemys terrapin pileata is the source of this 4202-nucleotide messenger RNA. Its product is annotated as rap1 GTPase-activating protein 1-like. The transcript has 23 exons. Bases 102 to 2108 code for a protein of 668 amino acids. NCBI's taxonomy places the organism in Eukaryota, Metazoa, Chordata, Testudines, Emydidae. Gene Ontology annotation, cellular component: cytoplasm. Gene Ontology annotation, biological process: regulation of small GTPase mediated signal transduction; activation of GTPase activity. Gene Ontology annotation, molecular function: GTPase activator activity. The record is from RefSeq and is a predicted model, not a curated record.
AAGUGGAGCGCUGCAUCAGUGACAUCCUAGACUCUCCUGUCCAGGACCCCCAGACUGCACUUACCUCUGCUGUUCACAACAAGACUGUGGAUUUGUUUGAAAUGAUUGAAAAAAUGCAGGGGAGUCGUCUGGAUGAGCAAAGAUGUUCUCUCCCAACUCCGCUCAAGAGAGAAGAGGAGUAUAUCCCAUACCCCAGCAUCCAUGAGGUGUUACGGAAAGGGUGGCCAUACCCCCUCAUUAUCCUACCCCAGUUUGGGGGCUAUUGGAUUGAAGGAACCUGCCAUGGCCUCCCCAGAUCGACCUCAGCUCUGCAUGACCUGCCUUCCCCCUGCAGCAGUAAAGUGAAGCUAGAGUGCGACCCCACGGCCAAGCUGUACCGCAAGCACUUCUUGGGGAAGGAGCAUCAGAACUUUUACUCCAAUGACACAACCUUGGGCUACCUGAUCCUUUCUGUGAAGUAUGAGCAGAUUGAGAGGCACGACAACUUGCACCUGCUGCUGAGGACUCGAACUGGUACCAAACACGACCUGAUCCCCAUUUCUUGUCUGAAUGAGUUCCCCAAUGCAGUCCAGAUGGCGAAGCUGCUGUGUGAGGACGUGAAUGUUGACCGAUUCUUCCCUGUCCUCUACCCCAAGGCUUCCCAGCUCAUUGUUGCCUUUGAUGAACACGUCAUAAGCAAUAACUUCAAAUUUGGGGUCAUCUACCAGAAAGCUGGGCAGACCACAGAGGAAGAAGUCUUCAGUAACACUGAAGAGAGUCUGGCCUUCUUGGAGUUCCUGGAGUUCCUUGGAGACAGGAUCCAGCUGCAGGAUUUCCGUGGGUUCCGAGGAGGCUUGGAUGUCAUGAGGGGUCAAACUGGCACCGAAUCAGUCUAUACCAAUUUCCGGGGCAAGGAGAUCAUGUUCCAUGUAUCUACGAAGCUGCCAUUCACAGAGGGAGAUGCCCAGCAGCUGCAGCGGAAGCGUCACAUUGGGAACGACAUUGUGGCCAUUGUCUUCCAGGAUGAAAACACUCCCUUUGUCCCUGACAUGAUAGCAUCUAAUUUCCUGCAUGCCUAUGUGGUGGUACAGCUCGCUCAUGGUGCCAUUGGGGAGACCCUCUACAAGGUUUCAGUAACAGCUCGAGAUGACGUCCCCUUCUUUGGACCCCCUCUCCCAAAUCCAGCCAUAUUUAAAAAGGGUCCAGAGUUUCGUGAAUUCCUCUUGGCUAAGCUAAUUAAUGCUGAGUACAGCUGCUACCAGGCUGAAAAGUUUGCCAAACUAGAGGAGCGGACUCGCAGUGCCCUCCUAGAGAGCCUUUUUGAGGAGCUGCAGCUCCAUAGCCGCAGCAUGAUGGGCCUGGCCUCUGGGGACGAUGACAAGAUGGAGAAUGGGGGUGGUGGCUUCUUUGAAAAUUUCAAGCGGGUGAUCCGAGGCCGCAGCCAGAGCCUGGAUACCAUGGGGAUAGCCAUGAGGAAACAACAGCAGCCGGCAACCCCGCCCAGCCGCCCGGCUACUGCCGGCCUUGCUCUCAACCAGAGUGUCGCCGAGGGCACCAAGGCUAUUGCUGCGUCCUUUGUCCUGCCUGGGAGGAGCCCAUCACGCACCCGAGGCAGCCACUUCCACGGGCGUCGCAGCAGUGCCGUUGGCAUUGAGAACAUCCAGGAGGAGAAGAGGGAUGUUGCUGACAGAAUCCAGAAGGUGCUGGAGAGUCCAGGACCCUUUUUAGACCUGAAGUCUGAUGGCUCCUCCAGUCCCAGUUCCCCAGAGUUCCCAAACAGGAAGAACAAAACCCUCUCCAAUCAAACCUUGGGAUAUUGUGUGAUGCAGCCACUCUCACGCUCCUCAUCCAACGUGAGCAGCUGCUGUAGUGGAGUGAGGGAAAAUGAAACAUCUGAGGAAGAGGAGAAUGAGACGGAGCUGAUGUGCUCUCUUGAGGUUCCUCAGAAGCGGGAUUCCCUGGUUCAGAGUGUGUGGCUGGAUGACAGUGUGGGCACACCCAGUAGUGCUAGCUCACCAGUAACCCGACUGCUCCCUUCUAGCAACACUGCAAGCUCCAUGGAGAAGGGGAAAGGCAGCAAGGCAGAUGCUCAGCGUUACAGCCCGGCCUCCAUUUUGUGUUGUGUGUGAUGUCAUCGCUGGAGGGGUGUCACGGUGCAUGCUGGGUAAUGUACAGGACUUGCUGCUGAAGUGAAGGGCCUGGCUACUCCUUACCUUAGAGAUUCAGAGGAGAAAAGCUGGAUUCCCAAGACUGCUGGCCCUUCUGCUUCCUCCAGUGAUGGUUGUGUCAAAAGCAACCAGAAAACCAACCACGAAACCAAAUGUGACGUUAAUUCAUCCAAGUAUAUCAUUCCAGCUCAGCCAUCUCUGGGGCCAGGAACAAGCUAUUCCACUAGGGGAUUUCCAUACAAUCCCGUGGAGGAGAGAGAGUGAAAAGGGAGCACUUCCAGUUUGUUUUUAUUCCUGGUAUAAAACUUUCCCCAUUGAGUCCAGUGCAGAAGGGUUCAGAUAGCCUGUUCAUGGUCUUCUCUUCUUGGGAAGGCAGCACUUAAGAGUCCAUUCUUGAGGCAGAGAAAUCCAGUUCAUGAUUUCUGCCCUAUGAAUUGACAUGGAAUUUGCCAUUGACCUCCAAGGGCAUUACUGUAACCCUGUCAUUAAAAAGAGGUCCAGGCCCUGAACCCAUUGAGGGCUAUGCCUGUCCCCUCAGAAUGUGUGUACAUGAAGGUCUCUCCUUCCCCCAUCUUCCAUCACACUGCAAACUUAGUGUAGGAAACACUGUCCCGUUAGGAGUCAUUCUUUUUACGGUAACUGAUGAGUUCCGCAGCCUUGUCCUUGAGGAUUUCAUUUUCCCUCUUUAUCGUCUCCCUUUUCUCUCUCUGCACCCUGCAGUAGAAGGAUGUGUAAAUGUGAAUCUCUGACCCUCGCUCCAUGCUUGUGGUGUCUGUGUGGCAUCUUGGCUUGCAAUAAAAGGAGAUUAUGACCAACCAACCCUGGGCGCUGUGAGGCUGUUGCGCUCACCUUCACGCUACAGUCCUCUAGAAAUACUCAUGAUGCUAGGCCAGUGUUUAUUUUGUUGUCAUUGCAGGGGGGGGGGGGUAGAGAGGUGAGAAAGGAGGAGAGAACGAGAGCUUGCUCCACCCACGAAAGGUGACUUCUCACAGUGCUAGUCCCCAAUUCCAAAGCAACAGUCUUUCCCCAACCCUGGUAUGUGUCCCAUCUCCCAGAUUGCCCAGGAGAUCGAAAAAUCAGUCACCCAGGCAGUUCUGGCCCCAGACAAGUCACACUCAUGCCAGGGAGAGCUGUCUCCUAGCCCAAACAUGUUCAGCCAAGGAGGUGGUGACUCCUAGAGUUGAGAUAUUUAACAUAUCUCCCUAACCAAUCUGCUAGGAGUUCUCUCUGCCAGCCAAGACACUAGCACAGCUCUUACUUCAGCACAAGCACAGCCUCACCCAUCAAGGCUUCUUCCAGCUUAGCCCCAACUGGGGGUGACUGUAUUACCUGGGAAAGUAAUAGAAAUUAUGUCAGUCUUCAGUCCCUGCUUUUCUCUCCCUCUAGCCCUGCCUACCACACACACAGGUACAACAUGGGACAAUAGGCUAGCUUUGUGUUUGUUUAUACCAGCUACUGGGGUACUGUUCAGGCAGAAUUCCAAGUUAAAUGGCCCAAGGGUCUGAGACAGACAAGUCACUGUGCCGCUUGAGAUAUCGAUCUGUUCUGAUAUAUUGCUGUAUUUGUUUCUUAUUUUGUGAGGCACCUACUUAUUUUGUGCAUUGUACGGGCACCUAACUCAGGGCUGAGAAUUCCACUAGGCUGCAGGGAUCUAGCUCAAAUGUCAUUUUUCAGAGUAGAAUAAAUUGCACUGGGGGGAGGGGGGGAGAUAAUCAGCCAGUGUGUCCCCACAAUGCAAAAUGUCCAGGCUAACAAUCAGAUUAAAUUUAUUCCAAGUGCAGGAUUCAGAUAAUAUGAGAGAGAGAAUUACAUUAUACGACAACCAAAGAGGCAUUCGAAGUGCAGGGCAAUGCAGGGAUAAUGAGGGGACUGGCAAUAUGGGCUGAGCUGCAAGGCACUGACACAGACAGGACUCAGACCCUGCUCUGAGCUCUCAGCCUGAAAACAAUUUCCUGUAGCCAGGGCAGGACUUUUUUGCAUAUAUAAAAAACUUACAGCUGUAGUUCCCUUAGCAGUUCCCACUGAUCACCAAAUACUGCCCACUUUGGGUAGACG